GAUCUUAAAGCUGUAACUGGUGACGAUAAGCAGCCGUAUGCCCAAUUCCGAUAACCUUUCUGUGAAGAAAGGAAAAACCACGACUUCGAUGAAGCCACCGCUGUCUUCUUCAAACCGCUUGCUAUGCUUCUUCUGGGUUGUUUUCUUUUUGUUCAGCCAAUCCGUUAAUGCCCAGAACGCCACCACCGUUCCUUCUGAAGUGAGGGCAUUGAACACAAUCUUCCAAAGAUGGGAUAUACAAGCACCGGAUACAUGGAACAUCAGCGGAGAGCCAUGCACUGGAACUGCUCUCACGACAAGUUUUUCUGUGUUUGAGGAUCCUUCCAAUAACCCUGGUAUUAGAUGUGAUUGUUCUUUCAACGAUAGCACUGUUUGCCACAUCACUAGCUUGAGGGUAUUUGGUCUAGAUAGACGAGGAGUGAUACCAGAGGAGCUUUUGGAAUUUCCUUAUCUGGAUUUCUUGAAGAUCGAUAGAAACUUCUUCUCUGGUCCUUUGCCACCAUUCCUUGGAAAUUUGUCUAGAUUAGGGUUACUGUCAAUUGCACAAAAUAAUAUCACUGGACCCAUUCCAAAGGAGCUAGCAAAUUGCCAGAAGCUAUAUCUGCUGUCUUUGGGUAAUAACAAUAUCUCUGGAACACUUCCUCCAGAACUAGGUGAUUUAGUCGAACUUGGAGAACUAUACAUUAACAGUUGUGGAUUGAGUGGUGAGAUUCCCUCAACAUUUGCUAACCUUAAAGAACUGCGAACAAUGUGGGCAUCUGAUAAUGCAUUCACAGGCAAAAUACCGGACUUUUUUGGUAACUUGACAAAGCUCACGACAUUGAGAUUUGAAGGGAACUCUCUUGAAGGUCCAAUACCAUCCAGUCUUGGAAAUUUAACCUCAUUGACUUCUUUGCGAAUUGGUGAUAUAUACAAUGGGAGUUCUUCUCUCGAUUUCAUAAGAAAUCUAAAGAAUUUGACUGACUUGGUUCUGAGAAAUGUCAUGCUCACUGGUAGUUUGCCUUCUGAUAUCACUGAAUUGCAAUCUUUACAAAAGCUGGAUUUGAGUUUCAACAACUUAACAGGCACAAUUCCAACUACUUUGUUCACUAUGAAUUCUCUCAGAUACUUGUUUCUUGGAAAUAACAGUCUAUCGGGUUCCAUUCCAAGCCAAAAAAGUGAUACACUUCAGACCAUAGAUUUAUCGUACAAUUUUCUAUCAGGAAACUUGCCUUCUUGGGUAAACUCAGGCUUACAACUGAACCUUGUGGCCAACAACUUCACACUUAACAGCACAAACAUAAGGCGUUUACCAGGAUUAGAAUGCCUUCAAAGAAGCUUCCCAUGCUUUAGAAAUGCUCCACGAUAUGCGAACUUUUCAAUUAAGUGUGGUGGAGGACCGAUGCUAUCUGAUAGGAUAUCAUUUGAGGCUGAUAAUAGCACACUUGGCCCAGCGACAUUUAAUGUAACCAGUGCACGGAGAUGGGCAGUUAGCAAUGCAGGCUUGUUUGCAGAAGCACGAAUUCAACAGUUUGUGCAAAACUUCUUAGGACAAGUGAGAGAUACCAACAACCCGGCACUGUAUCAGACUUCAAGGCUAUCCCCUGGAUCACUUAGAUACUAUGGCCUAGGCCUUGAGAAUGGACCCUAUACUGUAAGAUUGUUCUUUGCAGAGACAAGCUUUCCAGAGCGCGCCUCACAGUCCUGGAGGAGUCUAGGAAGGCGUGUUUUUGAUGUUUAUAUCCAGGGAACCCGACAAUUAAGGGAUUUUGAUAUAGCAAACGAGGCUGGUGGUGUCAAUAGAGCAAUAACUAGGAACUUCACUACUAAUGUAACUGAGAACCAUCUUGAAAUUCACCUGUUUUGGGCUGGUAAGGGGACUACUGGCACACCUGAAGAUGGUACUUAUGGUCCAGCCAUUUCAGCUAUUAGUGUUGUUCCAAAUUUCAUACCAACUGUUAGUGGGAUACCACCAAGCAAUCCUAAAGGGAAGAGCCACACAGCAUUAAUUGCUGGUGUUACAGUCCCAGUUGUGGCAUUGGCUUUGAUACUUGUAUUUGUAAGUAUUUAUGUGAAAAGAAGGAGAGAAGAUGAUGACGAGGAGGUGCUUCUUGGCAUCAGCCCUAGGCCAAACACAUUUAGUUAUUCUGAGUUGAAAGCUGCCACCGAAGACUUCAGUCCUUCACAGAAAUUAGGAGAAGGUGGGUUCGGACCUGUGUACAAGGGUACACUUUCUGAUGGGAGAGUUGUAGCUGUGAAACAACUUUCAGUAGCAUCAAACCAGGGGAAAGAACAAUUUGUUACUGAGAUAGCUACCAUAUCAGCAGUGCAACAUCGUAAUCUUGUCAAACUAUAUGGGUGCUGUAUCGGAGGAAAUAGGCGUCUUCUUGUUUACGAGUAUCUUGUGAACAAAAGCCUUGAUCAGGCACUUUGGGGAAAAGAUGUUCUGCAUCUUGAUUGGCCAACCCGCUUCAAUAUCUGCUUAUCAACUGCAAGAGGGCUAGCUUAUCUUCAUGAGGAGUCUAGGCCAAGGAUUGUUCAUAGGGAUGUCAAGGCAAGCAAUAUCUUGCUUGAUGAGGAGCUCUGCCCAAAGAUAUCUGAUUUUGGAUUGGCAAAGCUUUAUGAUGAUAAGAUAACACACGUCACCACUCGUGCUGCUGGAACCAUUGGCUACCUGGCGCCGGAGUAUGCAAUGCGUGGGCAUCUUACAGAGAAAGUCGAUGUUUUUGGCUUUGGUGUUGUUAUUUUGGAGAUCGUGAGUGGUAGACCAAACUCAUAUAAUACCACAGAAAAUGACAGAAUUUAUCUUCUUGAAUUGGCAUGGACACUGCAUGAAAAUAACCAACCAUUGAGCCUGGUUGAUCCAACAUUAGCGGAGUUUGACGAAAAUGAAGCUUUCCGAAUGAUAGGGGUGGCACUUUUAUGCACUCAGGCAUCACCAUCAAUGCGGCCGCCUAUGUCCCGUGUUGUCGGUAUGCUUGCAGGAGAUAUUGAAGUGAACAAUGUUACAACAAAACCAAGUUAUAUAACUGACUGGGAUUUCCAAGAUAUAACAGGCACCUUUGUGGAUGAAGAAACACAAACAUCCAUUGCCUCCGAUCAAAGCAACAUUGACAUCAAGAGUAAGAACAAGACUACUUCGGGGGCGGAUAAUCAACCAAUACCCUCCCCAGUAAAUAUUACUGAAUUCAAGGAGAGCAUUGGAGAAGGAAGGUGAGAAUUGAUUGUUCAUCAUUUCUAUACCGAGUGAGUUGUUUUGUAAUAUACGCAUAACAAUAUUAUAAACUUCAUCAUAUACUGAAAUGUACAAUAAUGUUCAUUGUUUUUUUUCUGUAGAUGCAUUUUAAGAUUAAAAAUC
Messenger RNA from Hibiscus syriacus, 3337 nucleotides. Its product is annotated as probable LRR receptor-like serine/threonine-protein kinase At1g56140. The transcript is spliced from 24 exons. Gene Ontology annotation, molecular function: protein binding; ATP binding; protein kinase activity. Gene Ontology annotation, biological process: protein phosphorylation. The record is from RefSeq and is a predicted model, not a curated record. Bases 38 to 3196 code for a protein of 1052 amino acids. Lineage: Eukaryota; Viridiplantae; Streptophyta; Magnoliopsida; Malvales; Malvaceae.